UUGUACGUCCUGAGACAGCCAAGCAAAACUGGCGCUCUGGUACCUUCCUUCCCCAGACCUGCAGAUUGUAUUGUGCAAUGGACGGCCGCCUAGACACUGAUCUGUACCCUCUGGGAGCCGGUUACGUCACUGAGAUUGACAGUGUUCAUGACAUAUCAGUUGGCACCAAGAGGGGAUCAGACGAGCUGUUUUCUUCCUGCAUAUCCAACGGGCCCUAUAUCAUGAGCUCAGCCAAUGGCAACGACAGCAAAAAGUUCAAAGGUGACACCCGGAGCCCCGGGGUCCCGUCACGUGUCAUCCACGUGCGCAAGCUGCCCAACGACAUCAACGAGGCCGAGGUCAUCAGCCUGGGCCUGCCCUUCGGCAAGGUCACCAACCUGCUGAUGCUGAAGGGGAAGAACCAGGCCUUCCUGGAGCUGAACAGCGAAGAGUGUGCCCAGACCAUGGUUAGUUACUAUUCAUCAGUGACUCCAGUCAUCAGGAACCACCCCGUCUACAUGCAGUACUCCACACACAAGGAACUGAAGACAGACAACUCCCCCAACCAAGUACGGGCCCAGGCAGCGCUGCAGGCCGUCAACGCGGUGCAGAGCGGGGGCAUGGGGGGCAUGCCCAUGCCAGGGGAGGCGGCGGCCAUGGGGGGGAUGGCGGGCAUGGGCUCCCAGAGCCCCGUGCUGAGGGUCAUCGUGGAGAACCUCUUUUACCCCGUCACCCUGGACGUGCUGCAUCAGAUCUUCUCCAAGUUUGGCACCGUUCUGAAGAUCAUCACCUUCACCAAAAACAACCAGUUCCAGGCUCUGGUCCAGUACGCUGACGGCAUGACUGCACAGCACUCCAAACUAUCUCUGGACGGCCAGAACAUCUACAACGCGUGCUGCACCCUGAGGAUCAGCUUCUCCAAGCUCACCAGCCUCAACGUGCGCUACAACAACGACAAGAGCCGGGACUACACCAGACCAGACCUGCCCACAGGAGACACCCAGCCCUCCAUAGACCACCAGGCCAUGGCUGCAGCCUUCGGUGCUCCAGGUAUUAUCUCAGCCUCUCCCUAUGGAGGAGCCCAUUUCCCCCCAGCCUUCGCCAUCCAGCAGGCAGCAGCAGGUCUGUCCAUGCCUGGGAUGCCCGGAGCCCUGGCCCAGCUGGGCGUCGGCCACGGGGGCGUGGCGGCUGCCGCAGCGGCUGCCAGUCGCCUCGGCCUAUCAGGGCUGGGCGCUGGGGGCCACAGCGUCCUAUUGGUCAGCAACCUGAACCCAGAGAGCGUUACGCCCCACUGCCUCUUUAUUCUUUUCGGUAUGUUAUCAUUCCUUCAUCUUCUUUAUUACCACUGUGCCUUCUGACCAGGUGGGCGGGGCUUGUGUUGUUGUUGUUGUGGUUGUUGUUUACGGAUCAGAACACAGAGCUGUGAGGGGGUUUGUAUGGCCCCUUUUCCGCUUGAUGUGGGGUUUGUGUGUGUGUGAGGGGGAGAGAGUGCAAUUUUUUUUUUUUGUUUGAUGAGAGUUUGAGGGAAAUGACGGAAAGCUGCAGCAUUUAAUCAAUUUCCGAAAGCGGUCCCGUGUCCCCGGGGCCACAGCACAAGCACACGUCAGGACACUUCAAAGCCAAGAGAAGCUCCACUUGGCGAAAUGCGAGCAUCCUCGUGAAAACAAGAUCAUCUCAAUUGGCUUUUACAGCCGUACCCAAGAAUAAUCUUUUUUUACGGCAAGAGGAACGACGGAUCAAAGCCCUGAGCUUGUUAUUCUUCUCUCGCCCUAAUUAAAGCAUGGGCGCUCAUCGUGGCGCUACCCUGUCAUCGCUUAAUGGAAAAUAUCCCACCAGAUGCCCCCUAGUCAUUCAGAGAGUCGGUCGGGAGUGUAAAUGUUGCAUCUUUCUGGUCAUUUGGAGAAGGACAUGGCUGUGGGAGGAUGUUGUAUCAUGUUCUCGUUGCUGUUUGCUGUCCUCCCAUUGGCGUAGGGUCCCUGCAUGUUUAGCCAACCGCAUGUCUUGUUAGCUUAGAACGCCCCCUGUCUGUCUGCCAAUCAGAAUCCAGACUUUUUCUUCUUCACAUUCUCUCGAUUUGAAGACUGUCACCUAACCCGAAUCGAAACAAGCUACUUACAUUUCAUCCUUUUCCUAUCAAGUCCUGUUUUCCAAAUCAUCCUCCAUCAUCAGUCCAAUAUUUAUCUUUUCCUGGCCAGUUUUUUCUCCUGGUUGAAAGAGGCCAUUUUGUAGGAGUCCUGUAGGUACAGUACUUUUGGGCGUGUCUUCCUAUCACCGUAGACAUUAGCGUAGCUCAAUCAGAA
Messenger RNA from Osmerus eperlanus (European smelt), 2279 nucleotides. It is a transcript of the gene ptbp1a, whose product is annotated as polypyrimidine tract binding protein 1a. Gene Ontology annotation, biological process: regulation of RNA splicing; regulation of cell differentiation; mRNA processing. Gene Ontology annotation, molecular function: mRNA binding. The transcript is spliced from 12 exons. Bases 78 to 1337 code for a protein of 419 amino acids. NCBI's taxonomy places the organism in Eukaryota, Metazoa, Chordata, Actinopteri, Osmeriformes, Osmeridae. The record is from RefSeq and is a predicted model, not a curated record. Gene Ontology annotation, cellular component: nucleus.